Molecule: messenger RNA, 948 nt
Organism: Aspergillus calidoustus
Lineage: Eukaryota; Fungi; Ascomycota; Eurotiomycetes; Eurotiales; Aspergillaceae
Source: the annotation of a GenBank genome assembly
AUGGGUGACACAAGUACUUCCCUAAGAUAUGUGGAUAUUGGGAUCAACUUGAGUGAUCCUGUAUUCAAAGGGAAUUAUCAUGGUAAACAGGUCCAUGAAAAUGACUUGGAUGAUAUUAUCCAACGUGCGAGGGACGUGGGCUGCCAAAAAUUCAUGGUGACUGGCUCGGACUUAGGGGAAUCUAAGCAUGCCAUUGAUAUCGCUCGAAAAUACCCGGGAUUUUGCUAUGCGACGGUCGGGAUUCAUCCGUGCCAAGCGAAGCUGUUCGAUAGUUACCCCGGUGGUCCCGAGAAAAUGCUAGAAGAACUCAAAUCCCUAGCCUUGGAGGCGAAGAACUCAGGCCAUGUUGUCGCCUUUGGUGAGUUUGGGCUUGACUAUGACAGACUGUUCCUGAGCGCCAAGGAACCGCAGCUGAAGUAUUUCGAGGCCCAGCUGGACCUUGCGGUGGAAAUCCAGCUCCCGCUCUUCCUCCAUUCACGAGCAGCCCACGAAGACUUCGAGCGACUCCUGACGCCAAGGCUGGAGAAGCUCCCAAAGCGAGGGCUUGUUCAUAGUUUUACUGGGACACUAGAAGAGAUGGAAAAGCUGGUGGCGCUUGGUCUGGACAUUGGUGUAAACGGAUGCAGCCUGAAGACGGAGGAGAACCUUGAAGUCGUCAAAGCAAUACCGUUAGACCGAAUUCAGAUCGAGACUGAUGGGCCCUGGUGUGAAAUCCGCCCUUCGCAUGCUUCUUCGAAAUUCCUACAAGGGGCACCUGCGUUACCAAAGGCAGUCAAGAAAGAGAGAUGGCAGAAGGGCUUUAUGGUGAAAGGUCGAAACGAGCCUGUUGCCAUAGCCCAGGUCGCGCAUGUCAUCGCCGGUGUCAAGGGGAUAACGGUGGAAGAGGUCUGUGAAGCCGCCUGGAAGAACUCGAUUGGAAUGUUUGGCCUUGGGGAAGAAAGCUCCUGA